AUGCGUAGGAUGCAACGUCUACUAGUCUCACUCUUUACUCUUGGUGCUGCAGUCGUCUCUCAGUCGUUCGAUCCACUGACCUUUGUCGACCCCUUAAUCGGCUCUCAGCGAGGCGGUAACGUAUUCGCCGGCGCCACACGGCCUUAUGGGCUCGCCAAAGCUGUCGCCGACGUCGACGGCGAAAAGACUGGUGGCUUUGCAACCGAUGGCAGCAACAUCACCGGCUUCAGCAUCGUCCAUGACAGCGGCACCGGAGGCAACCCCAGUCUGGGCAACUUCCCGCUGUUCCCGCAAGUGUGUCCAGGUGAUGAGCUCAAUAACUGCCGCUUUCGAAUCGGAGACCGGGCAACCAAAUAUGACUUGAACAAGACGGUGGCCGAGCCGGGGUAUUUCUCGGUGGAUAUGAUGCCGGGCGUGAAGGCGGACAUGACUAUCUCUGAGCAUGCGGCGCUCUUGCGGUUCACGUUUCCGAGCGGUAACGACCAUCCGCUUGUGAUGUUGGAUUUAACGGAUCUUUGGGCAAGCCGUCAGAAUGCCUCAAUCAAGAUAGAUACUCCCACAGGACGAAUGACGGGAAACGGCACGUUUCUGCCCAGCUUUGGCGCCGGUUCGUAUGUAAUGCACUAUUGCGUUGACUUCUUUGGGGCCAAGAUCUUCGACACGGGGGUAUGGGUGAACAACCGCGCGGGCAACGAGCCGAAAGAGCUAUUCAUCACCAGAGGCUUCAAUCUGUUCUACCUGGAGGGGGGAGGUUUCGUCCGGUUCAAGGAGCUCACUAACAACACGGUCACUGCAAGAGUGGGUGUCUCAUUCAAGAGCAGCGGACAGGCGUGUCAGAAUGCUGAGCGAGAGAUUCCUGAUCCCCUGAGUGACUUCGACUCGUUAGUCGGGUCAGCCAAAGACGCAUGGAGGGAGAAGUUGAGCCCAGUGUCGAUCAACGCGGGCGGUGCGACGGAUGAUCUUCAGAGAAGUUUCUGGAGCGGGUUGUAUCGCAACAUGAUCUCCCCUCAGAACUACACUGGCGAGAACCCCAAUUGGGAUAGCGGUGUCCCUUACUUUGAUUCAUACUACUGCAUGUGGGACAGUUUCCGCGUCCAGCAUCCAUUGCUUACCGUCAUCGAUCCGGUAGCGCAGACACAGAUGGUCAAUUCCCUGCUGGACAUAUACAAACACGAAGGUUGGCUCCCCGACUGCCGUAUGUCUCUUUGUAAAGGCUGGACACAGGGCGGCUCCAACGCCGACAUAGUCCUCGUCGAUGCCUAUGUCAAGAAUUUAACCUCGAUAGACUGGAAAUUGGCUCUGGAGGCCAUCACCAGGGACGCAGAAGAGGAGCCCCUGGAGUGGUCCUACCAAGGUCGUGGCGGACUGACGAGCUGGAAGAACCUCAACUACAUCCCGUAUCUCGACUUCGAUCCCAUCGGCUUCGGCACAAACUCAAGGAGCAUCUCGAGGACAUUGGAGUAUUCGUACAAUGACUUUUGUUUGGCGACGCUAGCUCAGGGUUUGAACGAGGGCACAGCCCACGAUAAGUACAUGGCAAGAAGCAUGAACUGGCAAAACCUGUGGAAGUUGGACCAAAAAUCACUGAUAAAUGGCACGGACACCAACUUCAACGGCUUCUUCCAGCCAAAGUACAUGAAUGGGACCUGGGGUUUCCAGGAUCCGAUUGCCUGCUCUACUCUUGCUGGAUUUUGUUCCUUGACGACAAAUCCCAGCGAGACGUUCGAAGCGAGCAUCUGGCAGUAUCAGUUCAUCGUGCCUCAUGCGACGUCAACUCUCAUCGACAUGAUGGGCGGCGAUGAUGCAUUCGUCACCCGUCUGAACUACUUCCACGCGUCUCCUCUCGCAGACAUCUCCAACGAGCCAGUGUUUCUCACGGUGUACCAGUAUCAUUAUGCGGGUCGACCCGGCCUCUCGGCGGAACGCAUUCACCAGUACAUACCGUCUGCCUUCAACUCUACCCGUGGCGGCCUGCCUGGAAACGACGACUCUGGUGCCAUGGGGGCGUUCCUCGCCUUCUCCGUCAUGGGUCUAUUCCCUGUCGCGGGACAAAAUGUGUAUCUCAUUACACCACCUUUCUUCGAAGAAAUCGCGAUCAAGAGUCCGCUGACGGGCAAAAAUGCUACAGUGAAGUGCGUGGGGUUCGAUCCGGCUUACAAAAAUAUUUACGUGCAAAGCGCCAAGCUGGACGGGCAGGCGUACAACAGGAGUUGGAUUGGGCAUGACUUCUUCAGCAAAGGACAGACUCUGGAACUUACUUUGGGCGACAAGGAAUCUGACUGGGGAAAGAGCAAGGAAGCAAGGCCGCCUAGUUAUGUGGCAGCGUCCAAGUCCUGA
Messenger RNA from Colletotrichum chrysophilum, 2337 nucleotides. RefSeq lists its product as uncharacterized. NCBI's taxonomy places the organism in Eukaryota, Fungi, Ascomycota, Sordariomycetes, Glomerellales, Glomerellaceae. Gene Ontology annotation, biological process: protein quality control for misfolded or incompletely synthesized proteins; carbohydrate metabolic process; protein deglycosylation. Gene Ontology annotation, cellular component: cytosol; nucleus. The record is from RefSeq and is a predicted model, not a curated record. Bases 1 to 2337 code for a protein of 778 amino acids. The transcript has 3 exons. Gene Ontology annotation, molecular function: peptide-N4-(N-acetyl-beta-glucosaminyl)asparagine amidase activity; carbohydrate binding.